AUGUACAGACAUCGCUGUACCAUAAAGACGGGCGUAUAAAAACCAGGUCCCGUGGCACGGUAGGCAUUGUUACGAUAUUAAAGAACCCGCAACUUGUUAAUUGCUAAUGCGGCCCAGCCCCGAGUAUUAUACGCAGGUUAAACUUUAUACCACCUCACCUAAAAACUGAUCAUGUGAAAUCUCGGAAUAGGAUGAGCAAAUGUUCACUACAUGAUAUAUGGGAUAUGUCCAAACAGACUUUGUUCUACUUUCAUUUUGAAUGGACUGCCAUGUCUGAGCAUGUAGAUAAUAGCACAGCUAAUGCUGACUGAUACAAGAGUUAAGAAUGGACCCUCGAUAUAGUGCACAAGAUGUCCAAAGGUGUGAAAUCUGCGACUUUACUGAAGUGGAGAUGUACUGCAUGUCAUGUCCCCGUCACCUAUGUAAGAAAUGUGUUGGAAUACACCUGUCAGAUGAACCUCACAAACACCAAAUUGUCAAAUACCAGGACAGAAAAAUUACACAUGUAUUGCCUCGCUGUAUAACUCAUUCCCAAGAACGGUGCGAGAAUUACUGUCAGGAUUGCGAGAGGCCUGUAUGUCCUUCCUGCAUAGCUUCUGGCGAGCACCAGCGACACACAUUACCCACGAUUUUCCAGAUCUUCAAGACCCAGAAGGAACGUAUCGCCGUCGACACAGAAGAGUUGGAGCAGACCAUUUGUCCUUGUUACGAAAAUAUCGUUCAGCAAAUAGAAUCCGAUUUAAAUAAACUGGAGAACAGGUACAAAUCGCUCGAUGAAGAGCUCGACAGACAAGGUGAUAAAUGGCAUGAGGAAAUUAAUCUAAUAGUCAGCACACAGAAAGAAGAAAUAGACGAAAUGAAGAAAAAGCAGCUUGGCGCACUGAACGACCAUCUGUUGAAAAUGAAACAACUCCUUACUGAAGUUGAGGAAUCAAUCAAUUCAAAUAAGGAAACCCUGGACUCUUUUGAGAUCUGCAUGUCGCUGUCCUACAGGAGGAAAAAUACUGCACUCAGAGGUCUUCCUCCCAAAAUCCACGUUUCAGUUCCACGUAUCUUAUCACAGCCGAUCAAAAAGGAACAGCUUUCAGAUAUGUUUGGUUGUAUUACCGGAUUCUCAAUCAAAACUCAAGAGCAUGGGUAUAGUCCCAAAACAAGGUCUGGUUCACCUGUCUCUGCGAACGAGCACGUCCACGUCUCGGAAGAGGAUGCGACGGUAAAGAAAGAGCUAGUCCUUGAACCGGAGACAGCAUCCAUCACAGAAACUGGACUUCGUGACCUUGAAAGCGUAGCGUGUCAGAAUGAUGACGAAAUAUGGAUUGCUGGCUGUGGGAGUUCGCUGAAACUGGUUAAAACCAGUCUACCCUCAUACAUUAGCCGUCUCAGUUUCGGAGCAGUCGGAUCGUCUGUUGUGAGGGAAGUCAAAACCAAUCAGGGGGAGAAGUUCGUCGCAGUGACGAAAACUGGAGAUCUGAUUUAUUGUGAUGGAUCGACCAGUGUAAAAAUCAUCAGAGACGAUUCAGUGGAGGAGCUUAUCAAACAGCACGGCUGGAAGCUCGUGAAUAUUUGUACCACGGUGUUCGAUGACCUUCUGGUAGCCAUGGUGAACGAUGACAGACGACAAGCCAAGGUUGUUCGUUUCACAGCAAGUUCUGAAGUGAAGCAAACAAUCGAGUUUGAUGAUGAACACAAGCCUCUCUAUUCCUCAGACAAAAUAACGAUUACCAAAUACAUCACAGAAAACCAAAAUCAAGAUAUCUGCGUGUCUGAUUGUGGCGCAAGUGCAGUAGUGGUCACGAAGAAAGAUGGGAAAUUAAAAUUCCGGUACACCGGACGCACCAUUCCUCAGAAGGAUUUAAAGUUUGAGCCAAUGGGAGUCGCUACAGACAGUCAGUGUCACAUCCUUGUCGCCGAUUCAACAAAUGAUUGCAUCCAUAUCCUCGAUAUAAAUGGACAGUUCCUCGGUUACCUUAGCAACAUCUGCUGUAGUCCAGCUGGGCUAGCUCUCGACGCUGCUGAUAAUCUCUAUGUAGCUGAGAAGUUCUCUGGGAAGGUGAAGAAGAUUAGAUAUUUGCGGGACUUAUAAGUGAACAGAAUACAGCCAAUAUGUGUUGAUUCCGCAUACAUUUGAUCCAAGGAUAGGCCUUGAAAAGCAUAGAUUCAUGGACCAAUUAUUCUGAUGGAAACCUCACUAAAGCCUUCCAUAUUGGUGCCUGUCUCUUACAAAAUACGAGUACCAAUACCGCAUAGGAAAUCUCACCGAAAAGCCUCCAAUUCAACACACACUUUCCCUGGGACAUUUUCUAUAGAAAAACACUUCUUCUUUAUGGAGUCGGAUUAGGUGUUGCAUGUUCAAAUAGAAAAAUAAGAUGGGAGGUUUCCUCUACAAGCCCCUGAGAAAAAAUGAUCAACUAUAUUUGCAGUGUUUUGUUGUCCGUGUCUUACCAAAACAAAAACAAAAAAACCCACUGCUUCCUGGUUUGCAAUCUGUCAUCUUCAGUCGCUCGGUCAUGAACAAAAAUAUAAGCUCAACUUUAAUAUCCUAAUAUCCGUAUUAUUAUCUUCCAAACUCAAUUUCAUUAACUGCCGUAAAAUGGCCGAAAUAUUGCCAAAUCCGUAAUCAAUUUCCUUUAUCACAACUGUUUUCAACACAUACACUUACUCGUUUAUGUACUUUUGCACAUUAAAACCUCGCCUUGCUCUAUGGGAAGUGUCCUGUGCUGCUUUUGUGGUUUUACGUAUUUUGGACGGGCAUCUAAAGGAGAACAUAUUCCAAGUUACACGCAAUCUCUGCUCUGGUUACAAUGCCCUUGGUGCCAUUCAGUGAGUGUUAUAGAUAUACCUUCCAAAACCGUUUUGCUGGAUCGUCAGAAUGAAAAUGUUAUACAAGAAACUUCUCUAAUCAGUCAUUGUAGCAAAUUAAAAUACAGUUUUAGUAGAUGUAAUUGCAGUAGAUUUAAUAAUUGGUUGAAGUUCACACAGUACCUGGUUUUUUCAUAAGCACCGUUUGUACAGUGUGAAUUAUCCAUCAAUUACUAAUUCUAAAUAAAUCACGAAAAAUAUUCCCAAACUAAAAAUUAUGAAUCAUUCAUGCCUAUCCAGGAUGAGGAGCACUUUAUCUCCAUUUUAUGAAUUAGAUUUAUGCAAGAUGAUUCAUUCAACAAUAACUCGUAUAUUAAAGAUGCCCCCCAUAAAUUAAAAACCAAUUUUGAAUCCUGUCAGUUUUAUCUGAUCAAACCAUCUACAUAUAUAUAUCUUUUAAGAUGUGCUUUAGUCCCAUAAAUGAACCUCUAAAUAUUGAGUGAUCUUAAAAAUUGUGUAUGUAAGUAUAUUUCUAUUUGUAAUUUGCUGUUGAUAAUAUUGUUCCAGAAACAUGGCAAAUGUCAAUAAAGUGAAGUCGUUUAUUUUCUUAAAAA
Messenger RNA from Ostrea edulis (European flat oyster), 3413 nucleotides. Its product is annotated as tripartite motif-containing protein 2-like. The coding region runs from base 326 to 2083 and encodes 585 amino acids. Gene Ontology annotation, biological process: positive regulation of DNA-templated transcription. The transcript is spliced from 2 exons. The record is from RefSeq and is a predicted model, not a curated record. Gene Ontology annotation, cellular component: chromatin; nucleoplasm. Lineage: Eukaryota; Metazoa; Mollusca; Bivalvia; Ostreida; Ostreidae. Gene Ontology annotation, molecular function: protein binding; ubiquitin-protein transferase activity; zinc ion binding.